AUGAUGAGAAUGGUUGCCUGCAUCAUGAACUGGUUUCCCGUUGGCGACUUCUCGGGGCAUUGUGUCUCUCGCGUUCUCGUCGACGACGCGGUGGUGCCUUCUCAGGGUGUUUUAUCCAGCAAUUCUCUUCCGCGUGUAUACCUCGGUUGCAAUGGGAACAUUUGUUCAAUGGGAAUUCAACCUUCUGUUCAGAUUCACGGUUUGCAUGAGGCUGUAUACUUCAGUUAUGGAUCAUCCGGCGUCUCCUGGUCGCCAGGGAAAUGGCCAGUCGACACAAGGAUUCUUCCCACUGCCCGACGGGCCCAUGAUGACGUUCAAUUUCCCCGGCUGGAAUCCUGCGGUGAUGGAUUCUGGCGCCCGGACCUGGCCUCAGGAUCUGAUCAUGAGGUUCUUCUCUACUACGAAAGAUAUCACGGCUUGGCGGCGGAUUAUCUUGGGGGUUCUAAGCAGCGGACGGCGCAUCGGGUCUCUGUUACUGUCAACCGGGCAGUCAAGCCUUCGCUGGACUUCUCGGCCCAAGCAGAAUGCUAUCAUAUUAAUGGAGGUUCAGCGGAUUUGUACGCUUCCGGUGCUCGUCUGGUCGUUGUCUCUCGGUCAAUAUCUCCAGCCCCAUCUACCAAACUUUCUUCAAAGCCUAUUUGGUAAGAAGAUGAAAACUUAAAUAUUGCAAUUUCAGCACUAAGUACUCCAGCAAGCAGUAGACAAGAUAAUCGGCAAUGAAUAAG
Molecule: messenger RNA, 725 nt
Organism: Aspergillus novofumigatus IBT 16806
Lineage: Eukaryota; Fungi; Ascomycota; Eurotiomycetes; Eurotiales; Aspergillaceae
Exons: 2
Coding region: 1-645 (214 amino acids)
Source: RefSeq, a predicted model, not a curated record